AUGCAAAAUCAUCGCUUUCAGAAUAACUUCACAUCAUCAUCAUCAUCGUGCAACCACUUUCCUCUCUCGAUUCCAAAUUUCGCACGAAGGAAGAGAAUUUUCAAUGAAAAAACAGGGCAUUUAGUUUUGAUGGAUAUGAAUCAUCAACCUCAACAAAAGCAACAAGAAGAAGGCUUUAUUUCCGACUUGAAAGAUGCUUCUCUCCGAAGAAGAAAUAAUCUUCUCAUCCAUAAGAAUAAUACUAGUAACAAUAGUAACAACAAUAAUAAUAUCAAUCAUCCAUGUACACACUCCGCCUCGGAUGAUCAUGAAAAUUCAUCCAUAGAACAUGCUCUUUCCUUCUUUUCCCUGGACUCAAUAUGUGAGAGUUUCAAUAUUCCAAUGACCCUGAUUGGACGAUACCUGAGAUCGGAAGAGGCAAAAACCAUCGUUUCAUGUAACUUACAAACUCACCGUUUGAAACUAUUGUGGAUGUCUAUGCUUAAUCUCAUGUCCAGAUUAUAUGUAACGGUUUCAACAGUGCAAGAAAAUUCAGGAAAUCCCAUCACUUCCUCCACCCUAAGAAUGUAUCCAACUCCGACUGCUAACGUUUAUGUAUCACCUUGCAUUGCUCUCGUGAAAUGCAUGGCAAAACAAUUGUACAAACAAAUUACUGAAAUUACUCUUGAAAUUGAUACCGUUCUGACCAGAUUGAGCGAAUUCAACAAGUUACUUUCAAACUUUAGUGAAACUAAUCACUUUCUCAUAUCACAAUUGUUUCGGUAUUGUAUGGCCUUGGAGUCGGGUGCUGCUGGUUCAGUAAACUCGGGCGCAGUGACAACUCCCCAACAAUCAUGCAUGAAAACGACACUCAUCAAAGAGAGAGAAUUUGUCUCUCAUUUUCAGAGAAUACUCAUCAAGAGGUUAGGAUUAAUCUUGAAUGGGUUAGAUUUAUCGAAAUGGUCGCAACAAAACCCUAAGGUCACUGCCAAGAGAGAAGACCACACCACUGGUAUCAAAGUGCCUAUGCUCAAGCAAAUUGACCGUUUAUCUGAUGAGGAUUUAUUCGAUUUCAUUGCUUCUAUUCAAGAUGUUGCCCUGAAAUAUGGGGUCGGUAUCAUUAAACCUACCCCGCCUCCUCCUCCUCCUGAAAAGAUACAACAAAGACCUCAAAGUGAGAAGAUGAAAGAAACUACAACAACCACACCCCAGACGCAUUCAUUCAUGAAAAAUCAUGAACCUACCUCUGUAUCGACCGAUAAUAAGCAGCAUGACCUGCCAACGAUGUGUACAACAAUGAAGAGUGACGAUCAGAAUGUUACCGACAAUAACGAAGAUGACCACCAUUGCAAGAAAUCCACCACCAAUACUUGUAGAAAUGAUCACGAAAUGGAUCUCAGUGGUGACAGCUCAAAUAAGGCAGAAGAAGAAAUGAACAAUGAACAGCAGGGACAUUCUUUUGCAACUUCCAAAGCCAAUCUCCUAACGGAAGAUGAAAAGCACCAGAACAUCAUGCCCGCAGGUGAACCACCACGUCCAACCUCAUCCACAAUAGCCUCCACAGGUGACACAGCCUCAAAUGAGCAGAAAGAUCACAUGACGACGAUUUCUUCGAGUCCUCCCCUUUGUACUCCAUCGACACCCUCAAGUGUCACACGACCCUUAAUGACAACAGGAGUUCUCUCAGCUACUCCCAUUCCAAAAUCAAGUCAAAUGAUACGAACCACAAGCAACUCAAAAACCAAUAGUGAUGACCUUGAUUUAUCAGGAACCGGAGAGGACUUGUUACCCGAAGAUGCCCUCCUGUUGCUGAAUUCGAGGUUGAACUCGCAUAACACUCCCGUGCUCUCUGCCAAAAAGAAGAACAAGAAUGUACCGCUCUCAUCAUCCACAAAACAACAACACGCUUCUACGCAAUCCUCGGCUGCUCGAAAUCAAACAAUGAAACGAAAAAAAUCAUCCUCUUUCACGGAUGACAAUGAUGGUGACAGCGACGAAGAAGACGUGCCUCUUGUAUCAAUCAUUCCAUCCAAGUCCUCUGCUAAAACACAUCAUUCUAACAACAAAUCAAAACAACCACAGUCUCGACACGACCUUAAACAGUUCAAAACCUUUGAGGACAUUGAUUCUUUGAAUAGCCCAAACAACGAACAGCAUCAAAAUGACGAAUUGUUCGACGACGAUGAAAACAAUGAAUUCGAUGAGCCCUUAUACAGUUCAGGCACACCAUAA
Messenger RNA from Naegleria fowleri, 2211 nucleotides. RefSeq lists its product as uncharacterized. The record is from RefSeq and is a predicted model, not a curated record. Bases 1 to 2211 code for a protein of 736 amino acids. The transcript has a single exon. Lineage: Eukaryota; Heterolobosea; Eutetramitea; Acrasida; Naegleriidae.